Penicillium argentinense is the source of this 1563-nucleotide messenger RNA. Its product is annotated as sugar porter family MFS transporter. Gene Ontology annotation, molecular function: carbohydrate:proton symporter activity. Gene Ontology annotation, biological process: carbohydrate transport; transmembrane transport. Lineage: Eukaryota; Fungi; Ascomycota; Eurotiomycetes; Eurotiales; Aspergillaceae. The coding region runs from base 1 to 1563 and encodes 520 amino acids. The transcript is spliced from 7 exons. The record is from RefSeq and is a predicted model, not a curated record. Gene Ontology annotation, cellular component: membrane.
AUGGAGGGUAGUGAUUAUUCGAAGGCCGGUACGAGCAACGCAGUCCAUGCCGAACAUGCUACCCUAGGUCACCCUGAUGUGGAUAUCCCUGACGUUACGUGGUGGAAGCACGCUGGGCUGCGCCAUCUUUAUUUCAUGAUGCCGAUUCUCUUUCUGGGUGCUUCUACGAACGGGUACGAUGGUUCGUUGUUGAAUGGGCUGCAGACAAUGACGCCAUGGCAAGACUACUUCAAUAACCCUAGCGGCUCGACGCUGGGCCUCUUCACGGCGAUUCAGAAUAUCGGUGGUGUCUGUGCACUCUUUAUCUCCUCAUAUGUGGCCGAUUUGUUCGGACGCAAGAAAGGUGUUGCCAUUGGCUUGGUGAUACUCUUUGUAGGAACUGUCAUCCAAGUUGUCCCAUCUGUCAACUCGAGCAUGUUCCUCGCGGGCAGAUUUCUAGUUGGUCUUGGAUCCAACGUGAGUCAAGGAUCUGCACCGCUUCUUAUCACCGAGUUGGCCCAUCCUCAACACCGUGGCAAACUGACCACCAUGUACAACACGAUAUGGUAUGUUGGGGCGAUCAUCGCAGCGUGGACCGUGUUCGGAACAAUCAAGUAUACUUCAGAAGCAUCGUGGAGAAUACCGGUAGCCAUGCAAGCAGCGAUGCCUUUGAUUCAAUUCAUUGGAAUAUGGUUCUUGCCAGAAAGUCCUCGCUGGCUCUGUUCGAAAAACAGACACGGGGAGGCAUUCGCUAUUCUGGUUAAGUAUCACGCGGAUGGAGACAGAGAUGAUGCAUUCUGCGCAUUUGAAUUUCAUGAGAUCCAAGAAACUAUUCGAUUGGAGAGAGAAAAUACCCAGAAUGGCUGGGCUAUGCUGGUUCAGACGCCAGGGAAUCGUAAGCGACUGUUGCUUAUUGUCUUGGUCUCCUUCUUCUCUCAGUGCUCCGGCAACGGCUUGGUCUCGUAUUAUUUGCAUGAUAUUCUGAAAUCCGUCGGGAUUGAAUCAUCUUAUGAUCAGUCCAUGAUUAACGGCGCCUUAACAAUCUGGUGCUUUUUGGUCGCCCUUGGCUGCUCCUCUUUCCUGGUCGAUAUCCUCGGUCGACGCCUGCUGUUCAUGAUUGCCGGAGUCGGUAUGCUGAUUACAUUCAGUAUUUGGACAGGUUGCUCAGCAGAGUAUGCACAAACUGGCAAUCAGAGUGCUGGAAGUACUGUCAUUGCCAUGAUUUUUCUCUUUUAUGGAGUUGCCGGCUUCGCUUGGCCCGGAUUAACAGUCGCAUAUCCCGCGGAGAUCCUUCCAUUCAGCAUUCGAGCCAAGGGUCUUGCCGUCACGAUGGCCGUUACGGCUUUGUCCUCCGUAUUCAAUCAAUAUGUCAACCCGAUUGGUCUUGAAUCAUUGCAGUGGCGGUUUUACUUCGUUUAUAUCGCCAUCCUGGUUGUCGAGUGUCUUUGUAUCUGGUUUCUCUUUGUGGAAACUAAGGGGCCGACACUCGAGGAAAUCGCAAAGCUGUUUGAUGGGGAGCACGCUAAUGUCGCCGGUAAUGUAGAACUCAUGCUUGGGCAAAAGGCCAGGUCAGAAGGUCCUUGA